AUGCCAUACCAUCGACCAGGUUGUCAAACCUGCAGGACUCGGCGCAUAAAGUGCGACCAAACACACCCAGUCUGCCAGCGCUGCCAGAAAUCCCACCGCACCUGCGCCGGCCUCUAUAGAGCACAAUCGCAACCAUUCCACCACGAAAACCGCUACGCAAGCGGCCAGCAGAAGCGUCCGCGCGGCCCCCGCCGCAGACCUGCGAGCCCGAGCCCGAGCCUGAGCCCCAGACUCACCCCCCUCCUCAUCCUAAGACAGCCGCAACCCUCCCUCAAAACCCAAGCCAUAGCCCACUACCUCCAUCACUACACCUCCCCGUCCCCCUCCACCAAUCCCUCAUCCUUCACCACAAGCCUAACAGAAACAUACAUCUCGACCCUGCGCACCCUCCCGCAGCCCCAUUUUCACCACUCUCCACCAGUAAUCACCACAGCAGACCUCGAAAAAGCCAUCACCCCCCUCGCACUUGCAUAUUUCGCGCGCGCAAAGCACUACCCCCCCGCAGCAAGAGAAGCGUCAUCUACAUACGCCCUUCUCCUGCGGGAUUUCAGCGUGCUCCUCCGAUCCGUGGAAACAGAUCCUUCACCCAGGCAAAUCGACACCCUCCUGCUGAUGAUCUUCUUUAUGAGUCGGUAUGAGGAUACCGUCCAUCCUGUCCCUGGACAUAGUACCACUACCCCGGGGUGGAUGGGAAGUUCGAAUGGGUUCGCUCCACCCACGGCCAGCGGAGGGAUUACCAGAGGAUCAACCUUGGCAAAGGACAUCCAUGCGACGGUGGGAAGUUUUGCACACCAGGAUGGGGCGUUAGCUGUUUUAAGGGUGUGGGUUCUGUUUCUGGCUCGAGGAGAUAGGGGUACAUGGAAGGCAACGGAGGCGAUUAAGCUUACCCGCCGGGCGAUGAUGAGGUCUGCGCUGAUGCGGGGGAGGGCGUUGCCGGUUUGGAUUCUGGAUGGGAGGGCGUUUGGGGAGAGGGAGGGUGUGGAGGCGCGGUUGGAUGGGUUGGCGGUUAGGGUUGUGCAGUUAAGAGGGGAGGUCGUGGCCUUGGGUACUCGGAAUUUUGCGCAAACGGUGGGGGGGUCGCGUGAGGGGUUCUUGGUUGGGAAUAUGGGGGUCGCGAAGGAGGUUUAUUCUCAGGCGAGGAUGGUCAGGGCUGCGUUGGAGGCGUGGAAGGUGGAGGUCGAUUGGGUGAGGAGGUGGAGUAAGGAGGUGGUCGAGGGGACGGUUGAUGUUCUUGGGUCCGGGAAUGCUAAGCUGCUGGCAGACCGAGUGCUCUGCUUCUCGGAUCUGGCGCACGCGGUGCUGUGGUGUCAUUUCUUAACCUUGCGGAUGUUGGUGGAGAGUGUUUGCUUGAGAGUGCUGCUAUUUGUGGAAUCUGAGAUCCCAGGGUCCGGGGCUGCGAUGUGGUGCGAUCUUGCUGCUGCGAGAGAACUGGCGGCUGCCCACGAGGCGGAGCUGAAGAAUCUGGCAAGGCAGCUGGCGGCUUGUUUGCCGUUCGUUCUGGGGCAGAUUGAAGUCAAGGACAAUGCAGCGUGGGGAAUACGGUCUGUUGCUUGGAAUGAGAAGCAGCAGCCCACGCCCUAUAGGGCUAGUCUGGUGGUGUGGCCGUUGACUGUUGCUUCGGGUAUAGAAGGACUGGGUGACGAGCAGCGGUGGUUCAAGACACAAUUGGGACAUCUGGGCCGAGUGACAGGCGUGGGGGUGCUGGAAUGUGCAGAGGGGGACGAGUGGCUGAAAUUCUAAUUAUACCACGUC
Molecule: messenger RNA, 1752 nt
Organism: Aspergillus homomorphus CBS 101889
Lineage: Eukaryota; Fungi; Ascomycota; Eurotiomycetes; Eurotiales; Aspergillaceae
Product: Zn(II)2Cys6 transcription factor domain-containing protein
Exons: 2
Coding region: 1-1740 (579 amino acids)
Biological process (GO): regulation of DNA-templated transcription
Molecular function (GO): zinc ion binding; DNA-binding transcription factor activity, RNA polymerase II-specific
Source: RefSeq, a predicted model, not a curated record